Dufourea novaeangliae is the source of this 2305-nucleotide messenger RNA. RefSeq names its product centrosomal protein of 57 kDa-like. Lineage: Eukaryota; Metazoa; Arthropoda; Insecta; Hymenoptera; Halictidae. The transcript has 10 exons. The record is from RefSeq and is a predicted model, not a curated record. The coding region runs from base 78 to 2138 and encodes 686 amino acids.
AUCUGAUACCAAAUGAAAUGUGGAGAAUUGUGAUCCAUUUGAAAGUCAAACAAUAGAAAACAUGUUACCAAAAGUUAAUGUGCAAUACAAAGUACGAAGAACAAAACAACAAAUGGCAGGAACCAUAUAAACAGCACCUAACAGCAUAUUCAUCUAAGCUAAUGCAGAAUCAUGAACACCCAAAAAAAUGUUAUAAAGAAUUAAUUUUGGAUAAUAGAAAUUUUACCUACAUGGAGGAUUUACCUUCUACAAAAGAUGAUCUUAGAUUAAAUACCUUGGGUAGUUUAAAAAAUGGAACUGGGGGAAAGACUAAAGUUUGUAGAAAAAUAGAAAAGAAAGAAAAACCAGUUCCUUCUACACUGCCAAGCAAAAAAGACACUUUGUCUAAGUUAGACGAUGUUGCCUCACUGAAACUUAAAAAACGGAGGAGAAGAGUGCACAGUUCUAAUUCCAAAAGUACUGUAACCACAAGAGAUACAAACUUCGUAGGAAGAAAGGAUGUAAAAAAACGAAAACAAAAAAGUAAUAAUAAUCGUCAUACAAAGUCUCGUCAGGCUGCUAACGAAGUAGUCGAAAUUUAUCAUAAUUCAGCGGCAAAGGAUGGUAAUAAUUCUGUCAGCCCUAAUAAACAUUCUGGAAUUGACUCUAACAUCAACUAUAUUAACAGAACAUCCUUAGGUACAAAUAAGCAACAUAAUGUACAUGCAAAAGUAAAAUGUGAUAACACUAAUCAUUAUCGGUAUAACUGUAACAUUAGUGAAGAUAAUGGACCAGACAAGCCUCUGAAGCAAUGUCAAUCUAAACAGUCUAAGCAGACUAUUGAGGAAAAGAGCACAAUCCUUCAUAAUCAAAAGUAUGCUUUGGAGGUUCAGAAUGCUCCUAUGUAUACAAUGGAGAAAUGCAAUUCACGUCAGUGUCAGCAGUCAAUAUUACAGCCAUCGUACUGCAACCCAAUGAUUACCCAUAGUUACGAAAUGCCAACACUGGCUUCAAAAUUGAAACGAGUAAAUCGUUCGUACUUUGGUAGAUUCAAUUUUAAAAACAUACCUUUUGUAGUGGGUACUUCUAUAACUCCAAGUCACAAUAUAGGUUUAAAUAUACAGCAAGUUUUAAGUAUAAUGAAAACAAGACAUCCCACAGUAAAUGGAGUUACUCCUCUUCUCAUUCGUAAAGUUAGCAGAGGCAUGAAACCUGUGUCUACUCUCAUGGGACAAAUAAGUAAUCACAACAAUAAGUUGCCUGGGGUGAAUUCUCAGAUGAUUAAUACAUUCCUGCACAAAGCAAAUUCAUUUCUAACAGAACCAUUCAACGUAUUUGAAAACGAAAGCGUCUCUUUAAGUUAUGAUAUUAAAGCUUUACGAAAUUUGAAUGUAAAUGUAAAUUCAAGAAAUGUAGAAGAAGCAGUUGCUGCCAACAAUACGGUUGAGCACGAGAAGUUUCAGACAGAAAAGAAUACAUGGUCAGAAAAUCAAUUGAAUCGAUGGAACAUACGGCAAAUAUCACAGACGGCAGAUAAUGAUAACGUACUGAAGUUAUUUUCAUCUCAACAAAACGUAAAUACACAAAUGAAGGUUCAGGAUAACCACCAACUACAGUCGCCAGUAACAGCAUACAAAGGUAAUGAAUACGGUACGAAUAUGUGUAAUAUUGAACCAAUUAACAAGAAUUCAAACAGAAUACGGGAAGUUCUUAUUAAUCUUCACGAUCAAUUCGAAGAAAUGAACACAAAAUAUGAAAAAUUGCAAGUAGAACUAGAAAAUUCUGACGAUAAAAAAUUAAAAGAAGAGGCAUUGACUUUAGAAAAAGAGUUGAGUGCAAAAGAAGAUGAGAUAACUGCUGUUAUCAAUCUAUAUAAAGAGGUAAUGGCACUAAAACAGCAAAUGAAAUCGCUGCAGGGAAAGAAUAGUUACGUCUGCAUAACAACUGAAGUUCCAGUGGAUUCAAACGGCCCCGACUCAUCGAUGCCUUUUACAGUAGCUAAGUCUAAUGGAACGAUCAUUCAGCAAAAAUUCAGUGAAAAAGUUCAUCACAGAAGAAGAAACACAAUCAUCGCGACGAGAGAACCUACGUCUCUGCGAUUAGCUGGUCUUUUGCGGCAAAUCCAAACAUUUCAGAAACAAUUGAGAUUGUCUUCUUGACAUGAAUAUAUGCAAUUCUGGAGGUGAGUUCAAUUCAUUAUGUGAUCGACAUAGUUACCAUAUGGUAAUUAUUGAAAUUUUUGUUACACACAUUUAAACAGAGAAACACGAAUCUUGAAUGGAUUCAGGACGCUGCUCUGUUUUUUUUUAUAUUAAAAUAACUACAA